AUGACCGUCACCUACAGCAAAAACAUCCCCGACACCAAUUUCUGCGCCUUCACCAAACUCCUCUUCAGGUGCCUCCCACCAACCAACAGACCAACAUGGUGUGGACAGUUUCACCAACGGACUCUUAUUGCCGACAUGUCUCUGAACAUUGUAACAGAUAUGCCCCCAUACAUAUCAGGUGAUUUGCAUCCGAAUGUCUCCUAUUGUCCCUCACAAUGUUUCCAAUUUGUCUCCAAGCACCAUGUCACUGCUGGUGUGGACGCACCCUUAGAAUGUGAGUGUGCAGCAACAGCUUUUCAAUGGCGGGGCAGCGUUUUUAAACUGGUGUUGCCAGAACUUGUCGUAUACAUGUUUGUGUACUUUAUGUUCUCGGCGCUCUACAGAUUCGCGCUCCCAGAAGACUGCAGGAGAAUAUUCGAAAAGAUCGUCUUGAUUUGUGAGUCCUUCAGCACCGCCGUCCCCCUGUCCUUCGUCCUGGGUAUCUACGUGACCAUCGUCGUGACCCGGUGGUGGGACCAGUACAUGCUUAUUCCGUGGCCAGACGACGUGUGCAUCCUGGUCGCUACUUACAUCAACAAACAGGAUGAGCGAAGCAAAACGCUCAAAAAGGCCUUCGUUCGAUACAUCAACCUGGCCUUCAUCUUAACCUUCUCCGUCAUCUCUCCGAAGAUCUCUCGCCUCUACCCAACGCUGGAUCACCUCGUUAACGCAGGCUACAUGACCUUGGGCGAGAAGGAGAUCCUCGAGGUCCUGGACGAGGAGUCGAACCACAACAAGAUGUGGCUUCCGUUGGCCUGGGCUUGCCUGCUGAUUGCCCAAGCACGGCGCGAGGGACGACUCCUCGACGACCACGGGCAGAAGGUAAUUGCCCUCGAGAUCUCCAACCUGCGAUACCACUGUAGCAGGCUUCAGGAGUACCACAACAUGAGUGUGCCGUUGGUCUACACGCAGGUGGCCACCAUGGCGACGUACUCCUUCUUCAUCUCGUCCAUCAUGGGGCAGCAGUUCCUCGACCCCAGACAGGGCUACCCAGGCCACUCCGUCGACGGCUACAUCCCCAUGUUCAGCAUCUUGCAGUAUCUCUUCUACAUGGGUUGGUUGAGGGUGGCGGAGUCGCUGCUCAACCCCUUUGGCGAGGACGACGAUGACUUUGAUAUCAUUGAGUUUCUUGAUCGACAUCUUGAGGUGUCGUUUCUCAUCGUGGACGAAAUGAUGACUCUACAACCAGACUCGGUGCAGGAUUCCGCCCAAGGAAAGGCUCCCGUGGACCGGCGUUCCCCUCUCCCAGACAUCGAGAUCCACUACACGAGCGAAAACCCGCAGGUCGUCAUCAACAACGAAGUGAAAAUGGUGACAGCAUCAAUCAGUGAGACCAGCGUUCCGCUCAGCCUCCUCCCCCCCGAGGAGAUAGGCCUACGUCCCCAGUACCGCCAGCGCCUGAACAGCGCCCGCCGUUCACCGUCACCUGUGGGGCCGAACGUGUGGUAGUGACGUCACUGGCACCUGGCAACUGGCAGUCGACAGCUUCGAGCCCUGAAUACAGCCAAAGAAAGCCAAGAGGAGGAGUUAAUCUGCCCAUAUUGGGACAGGGGUAAAAUACGAAGGGAAACACGUGACUCGGCGAGGAAGGAGGAAGACUGUGUUUGGGAGAGCUGGUUGUCAAAGCUGCUUUCCCGGAUGGUAGUGAUUUUUUUG
This is a messenger RNA of Penaeus vannamei (Pacific white shrimp), 1695 nucleotides long. NCBI's taxonomy places the organism in Eukaryota, Metazoa, Arthropoda, Malacostraca, Decapoda, Penaeidae. The record is from RefSeq and is a predicted model, not a curated record.